Molecule: messenger RNA, 2709 nt
Organism: Panicum virgatum (switchgrass)
Lineage: Eukaryota; Viridiplantae; Streptophyta; Magnoliopsida; Poales; Poaceae
Product: silicon efflux transporter LSI3-like
Exons: 3
Coding region: 136-1611 (491 amino acids)
Biological process (GO): transmembrane transport
Cellular component (GO): membrane
Source: RefSeq, a predicted model, not a curated record
CACCCCUCUGCUUCAUCAGAGCAGAGAGAGAGAGAGCUCCAGUAGCUCGAGUGAGAGAGCAAGAGGCGUCACUAGACUAGCAGCUCUCUGGAGCGAGAGACCACCGAUCGAGAUCGUGAGAUCAAGCAGCUAGCCAUGACGACUGAGCUGGCGCCUCUGCCCAAGGUGGUGCUGGGCUCGCUGUCGUUCGGGGUGUUCUGGAUGCUGGCGGUGUUCCCGUCGGUGCCGUUCCUGCCGAUCGGGCGCACGGCGGGGGCGCUGCUGGGCGCGGUGCUCAUGAUCGUGUUCCACGUGAUCGGCCCCGACGACGCGUACGCCUCCAUCGACCUCCCCAUCCUGGGCCUGCUCUUCGCCACCAUGGUGGUGGGAGGCUACCUCAAGGGCGCCGGCAUGUUCGGGCACCUGGGCGCGCUGCUGGCGUGGCGCAGCCGGGGCGGCCGCGACCUGCUCUGCCGCGUCUGCGUCGUCACCGCGCUCGCCAGCGCGCUCUUCACCAACGACACCUGCUGCGUCGUGCUCACCGAGUUCGUGCUCGAGCUCGCCGCCGAGCGCAACCUCCCCGCCAAGCCCUUCCUACUGGCGCUCGCCACCAGCGCCAACAUCGGGUCCAGCGCCACGCCCAUCGGCAACCCGCAGAACCUGGUCAUCGCCUUCAACAGCAGGAUCACCUUCCUCCGCUUCCUCUUCGGCAUCCUGCCGGCCAUGCUCGCCGGGAUGGCCGUCAACACCGUCAUGCUGCUCUGCAUGUACUGGAAGGAACUCGAGGGCGCAAGCCCCGACGAGGUGGGCGCCGGGAAGGAGAUGGAGGCCGUCGAGGAGGGGCGGUCGCCGGCCUCCUCGGUGCUCUCGCUCAAGUGCGGCGCCAGCCCCGCCCUGCGCCAUCGCCAGAACGGCAACGGCAACGGCAACGCCGGCCACGACGACGCGGACUCGGUGAUGUCGGAGAACAUCUCGACCAAGCACCGGUGGUUCAUGCAGUGCUCGGAGCAGCGGCGGAAGCUGUUCCUCAAGAGCUUCGCGUACGUGGUCACCGUCGGCAUGCUCGUCGCCUACAUGCUCGGGCUCAACAUGUCGUGGACGGCCAUCGCCACCGCCAUCGCGCUCGUCGUCGUCGACUUCCGCGACGCCGAGCCGUGCCUCGACAAGGUGUCCUACUCGCUGCUGGUCUUCUUCUCGGGUAUGUUCGUGACGGUGAGCGGGUUCAACAAGACGGGGCUCCCGGGGGCCAUCUGGAACUUCAUGGCUCCCUACGCCAAGAUCAACCACGUCAGCGGCGUCACCGUGCUCUCCCUCAUCAUCCUGCUCCUCUCCAACCUCGCCUCCAACGUGCCAACUGUGCUGCUGAUGGGGGACGAGGUGGCGGCGUCCGCGGCGACGAUCUCGGCGGCGGCGGUGACGCGGUCGUGGCUGCUGCUGGCGUGGGUGAGCACGGUGGCGGGCAACCUGUCGCUGCUGGGGUCGGCGGCGAACCUGAUCGUGUGCGAGCAGGCGCGCCGCGCGCCGCGCAACGCCCACGACCUCACCUUCUGGAGCCACGUCGUGUUCGGCGUCCCGUCCACGCUCGUCGUCACCGCCAUCGGCAUACCGCUCAUCGGCAAGCUCAGCAUCUAGUAGUACUAGCAGCAUCUAGUAGUACUAGCAUAUCGAUCGAUCCCAUCCCAUGCAUGGAAUCGAAAGGAAAGCUUCAAGCCCCUUCAACAGCGUCGUCGUCAUGCCAUGGCGACCGGCCGGUCGACGAGCUGAGCAAAAACUAAGGCAAUCAAAGCCGCGCACCAUCAUGCAUGCCUCUCAAGAGUGUGCGAUUAUUGAUUACUGCAUCUUCCUAUUUCAAGUCUCAAAAGUAUCAUAGAUUUGCUGUAUAGCUUUACUGUCCCUGCUCUGAGACAACAGGCCAGACUAGUAGAGCAUCCAGUAAUGUCGUCAGAUGUUAAGAAAGAUGCAGCAAUGUGCUAAUAAUUAAUCAACCUUCAACUACAAAACCGAAUAAAGAGGCCAUCAAACUAUGGAAAUCGGGCCUUGGCCCUUAAGGUGGUUUCAAGGAUGGUUUUUGUAUUAAAAAAUAAAUAAAUAAUCUAAAUAGAUCUAAAAACUAAAACUAAUUCAUUUGAAUCAGAAAAAUAUAAAGCUAGUACCAAUUUUUUUCUAAAAAUAUAAACUAUCUAUUAUUGCUCAAUUUUAAUCUUAGUUAUUCAAAAAUAAUAGGCAUAACUCUACAAGUAGCCAAAUAUUAUGAACAUGAGAAAAUGGAUCUGAAUAACUGACAAAUAUCGUGCCAAUAGAUAGUUGCAUCUUUAGUAAACUUUUGAUACCCAUUUCAUAUUUUUUACUUAAAAUGAAUUACUUAUAAAUUUUUAGUUUUAGUUUGAAUAUUUUAAUUCUCACAAAAUACAAAACCACCUUCAAAACCAUCUAAGGAGCCAAAUUUGCCCAGUUUCAACAAUUCAAUGGCCUCUUUUUUUCGGUUUCGUAGUAGAAGGUUGAAAAUCGAACUUUUGUGAUAGUUCGAGGGUGUAACUCAGACUCUUCCCUAGAUUCUACCAUAUUGAUGGUGAGCUGUUUAUUAUUUUGUGAUAAUAUUUAGAUUUUUUCUAUUUUUCUUAUUUAGAUUUUUCUUAUUUUCCCUUAUGUUUACUCUUUGCUUCAUGCUAAGGAGAUAAAAAAAUGCAUGUGUUGUCUCAUUCGGGAAAAUAAAGUUCAUGUGUUGUUGUG